Molecule: messenger RNA, 873 nt
Organism: Mobula hypostoma (lesser devil ray)
Lineage: Eukaryota; Metazoa; Chordata; Chondrichthyes; Myliobatiformes; Myliobatidae
Gene: ptges
Product: prostaglandin E synthase
Exons: 3
Coding region: 122-559 (145 amino acids)
Biological process (GO): prostaglandin biosynthetic process
Cellular component (GO): membrane
Molecular function (GO): prostaglandin-E synthase activity
Source: RefSeq, a predicted model, not a curated record
CGGCCACACUUUCACCGCUGUUAACGGCAAGUACGCAGGUCCAGGUUACAGAGUGGGCGUGAGCAGCUGUACUUGGUUCACCUCCCUGCACGCUGGGUGUCGCUCAGUCUCUGGCGAAGGUAUGGACCGUGCCGUAUUCUCGUGGUUCUCCUUCUACAGCACCCUUCUCAUCCUGAAGAUGUAUUCUGUGGCUGUCAUCACCGGACAGCUGCGUCUCCGCCGCAAGGCCUUUGCCAACCCCGAAGAUGCACUGAGGCACGGCGGUUUGGAUUUUCAUCGAACUGAUCCUGAUGUUGAGCGGGCCCAAAGAAUGCAUCGCAAUGAUAUGGAAAACAUCUUUCCUUUCUUGUUCCUUGGUGCUGUCUACUCGCUGAUGGAGCCCAACCUCUACGUUGCCCACAUCCAUUUUCUGGUCUUCUUUGUGGCUCGUUUGGUCCAUAGCAUUGCCUACCUGUAUGCUUUGAAAGCUCCGACCCGUUCACUAGCUUACAGCAUUGGACAAAUUCCCUGCGUAUCCAUUGCUCUGCAGAUCCUUGUCAACAUCGUAGCCCAUUGGUAGACCCAUCCUGACGACGUCGUGGCACACAUUGCAGCCCAUUGGUAGACCCAACCUAAAGAGAUUGCAGCCCAUUGGUUGAUCCAACCUAAAGACAAUACCCUUGGGCAUAUUAUUGCUAGAGAUCGAUUGGACCCAAGACUGGAAAAACACGUGAUUGUGAUGUUGCUUGCACUUUAUAGAUUUGGGAGCAGUUAUGAUGCAAAGUUUUGCUUCAGUAUAUAUACAAAGAUGUUAAAAUGAAGUACUGCUUUACUUGACCAUGUUUAUCUGCAAGAUUGCCAACAACUGCUACAAAAGUAAAAUAUUUACCUCUA